AUGUCCCUGAUUUUUUUAGACUCUGCUUAUUUGUGUUAUGUGGAACAGAUUGCUAUUGAACGACCUGUAGCAAGCGUACGUCCUUCGAUCCUUCGAAGUGGUCAUCGUAAGCGAACUCAUCAGAUGUUACAAACUGAUUCGGCCCCAGUGGUGCCAGCAGCCUCAUCGUCGACUGAUGAGCAUCUUACACGAUUGAAUAUGCCGUCUUUAAGGCAACAACCGGAUCCCAGAGGUGAUGCGUACGUCAAACAACUUGUCAGUAAAAUGUCUGGUCGUUUCGAAUCACUUGUUUCUACACGUAAGGUAUCUGCAACGCAGCAGUCAGACUCUUCGGUUCGUAAGCGUCUUUCAACAAGGAAAGACUGUGACUUGAACGCACUCUGUUGUUGUGUACCAUUAUGUGGACGUUCGUUUGAUUCACUGCAAGUUUUGGCGUGGCAUAUGAGUUACGCACAUCAAGAUGUUAGCAUAUCGCAUUCCCGAAAUACGAUCUGUUAUCUGUGCGGAUAUCAAAUGUUCACUGCGAAGGGCAAAAAUGCUCAUUUAACAACUAAGCAUCGUUUGAUUGCCGAAAGGCAUAAUGCUGAGUGCAUUGAGCAGCGUGGUUCGAUUAUUGCACCGGGUCAGUUGAAUUCACUCGAUGAUUCGUCUUAA
Molecule: messenger RNA, 654 nt
Organism: Anisakis simplex (herring worm)
Lineage: Eukaryota; Metazoa; Nematoda; Chromadorea; Rhabditida; Anisakidae
Source: the annotation of a GenBank genome assembly